Messenger RNA from Alligator sinensis (Chinese alligator), 3728 nucleotides. It is a transcript of the gene NISCH, whose product is annotated as nischarin. Gene Ontology annotation, cellular component: cytoplasm. Gene Ontology annotation, molecular function: phosphatidylinositol binding; protein kinase binding. The transcript has 19 exons. The record is from RefSeq and is a predicted model, not a curated record. The coding region runs from base 1 to 2982 and encodes 993 amino acids. Lineage: Eukaryota; Metazoa; Chordata; Crocodylia; Alligatoridae.
AUGAGGGGUGACGAGGAGGAAACCCCACAACAUCAGAAUGAGCGAUUCCAGGAGGAGACGCAUGAUGAAAUGAUGGACUGCAGCUGUGGUCGGCAGAAGAUCAUCUCGGGAGUCCUGAAGCCUACGGUUAUUGUCAAGAUCGGGAUUGUGAUUAUCUUGGCUGUCAUUGAUUCUGGCUGUGCCCAGACUAUGCUGAAAGCUGGCCUGCUUGUUUCAGAAAAGAAAAUAGAUAAAAACCUGUUGCCUCCCAAGAAAAUUAUUGGGAAAAAUUCUAAAACCUUGGUGGAAAAAAGACAGAAGGAAUUAGAAAUUUACCUGCAAACACUUCUGAUCAAGUUCCCUAUGGCUGCACCCAAAGUAUUAUCAUGCUUCUUACAUUUUCAUCUAUAUGAAAUCAACGGGAUCACAGCUGGAUUGGCUGAAGAGCUCUUUCACAGAGGAGAACAAUUGUUAAUGGCUGGGGAAGUCUUCAGCAUUAGACCAUUGCAGUUAUAUGCUAUCACGCAACAGCUGAGACAGGGGAAACCUACGUGUGCUAAUGGAGAUGCCAAAACAGAUCUAGGUCAUGUCCUAGAUUUCACAUGUAGGCUAAAAUAUUUAAAGGUGACUGGCACAGAGGGACCUUUUGGGAACAGCAACAUUCAUGAUAGUUUGUUACCUUUUGAUCUUUCAAUUUUUAAAUCUCUUCAUCAAAUAGAGAUAAGUCACUGUGGUGCAAAGCUUAUUAAAGGGCUGACUUCAUCAAAGCACACUCUAGCCACCAUGAGCGUUCGAUUUUCAGCAACAUCAAUGAAAGAAAUCCUAGUGCCUGAAGCUUCUGAAUUUGACCAUUGGGAGCCAGAGGGUGCACUUUCAAGUGGUCCAGUAACAGCCAUUAUUCCAACUUGGAGGUCUUUAACAACUUUAGAUAUGAGUCACAAUGGUAUCUCUCAGAUCGAUGAUUCAGUGAAACUAAUUCCGAAGAUUGAAUUUUUAGAUCUGAGUCACAAUGGUGUGUCACUGGUAGAAAAUUUACAGCAUCUCUACAACCUUGUUCAUCUGGACCUGUCCUACAACAAGCUUAUAUCAUUAGAAGGUGUUCAUAUAAAACUUGGAAACAUCAAAACUUUGAAUUUAGCAGGAAACCUCCUGGAAAGUCUAUGUGGUCUUAACAAACUAUACUCUCUCGUCAACUUGGAUCUUAGUAACAACAAAAUAGAACAGAUUGAUGAAAUAAGGAAUAUAGGAAGCCUUCCAUGCCUAGAGAAGGUGGUAUUAUCCAACAAUCCUUUGAGCAUCAUUCCUGAUUACAGGACCAAAGUACUAGCUCAGUUUGGGGACAGAGCCUCAGAGGUCUGUUUGGAUAAUGUUGUUACCACAGAAAAAGAACUUGAUACUGUAGAGGUGCUGAAAGCUAUACAAAAAGCAAAGGAGGCCAAAUACAAACUGAACAAUUCUGACAAAAAGAUCAGUGAGGACCACAGGCACAUUGCUGCCAGCUCCAAAACAAACUGUACUUCUUUUACUGUUCAUCCUUCCUCUCCUUCUCUGCCUCAUCCUGUCAACUCCAGCCAAGAAAUAACUUUCAGAGAAACAGCCCUAGCCAGCAGCUUGUUGCAGUCCAGUAGUUUGACUCCACCAGAACAUACAGUUCCCCAGAGAUGCUUUGAAAUACCAGACUCUAGAUUUAGAAGUCAGGCACCUACUUCUCUCUUGGACUCAUCCAAAGAAUAUGGAAAAGAUCAUCACAUGUGCUUUUGCAAGCCUCAUUUGACCCUGUCAUCUGUAUAUCCAUCUGAAUUCUUGAUGCAGAAAAUUACAGAAGAUAACCAAAUUCCAGUUUACCUUUCAGUCCCUCUGUCUCUUCAGUAUGUGGCUGGGCUAAAGGGAAGUGCUAUUAUAGAAUGUUUCCAUAACAGCAUUGCUGAGGUGGAAAAUGAAGAGCUGAGGCAUCUUGUGUGGUCUUCUGUUUUAUUUUAUAAGACUCCUGACAUAGAAGUGACAGCUUGUGUGCUGCUCUCAACAAAAGCAAUUUACUUCCUGUUGGAUGAUUCUGUAAUUCAUGCUAGUGAGCAACAGUUGGGCUUUUGGAACCAAAAAAACUCAGAUUAUGAAAAUAGCUCUUUUCACCUCUCAUGUUGCUUGGUACUAAAACUUAAUGAUCUGCAAUCAGUAAAUGUUGGACUUUUUGAUCAGUACUUCAGGAUUACUGGACAUUCUGCCAAUCAUAUAGUAACCUGCCUGACUAGAGACAGCUACAGUACUCAUUCUUUUAUACAGCAGCUUAUGGCAGUGCUAUCAUUGCUGGCACGCACACCUUCACCAGAACCAGUAGAUAAGGACUUUUACUCUGAAUUUGGAAAUAAAAGUACAGGAAAAAUGGAGAAUUAUGAACUGAUUCAUUCUAGCAAAGUAAAGUUUGUUUAUCCCAAUGAAGAGGAGAUCGGAGACCUUGCUUUUCUGGUGGGAGAGAAGAUGGACAGUUUGGCUAGUCUCCAGUCUCUAGAUAUUCUACUGUAUGUCCUGGCAUUUCAAGUGAACCAUAAUGAAGUAAUUGCUGAAGUCAGUAGUUUACGUCAUCCUAAAACUCUUAUUUUAACUAGCUCAGAUUUGUUCCUCUUCAAUGAGGAUUAUAUCAGUUACCCACUACCUGAAUUUGCUAAGGAACCACCAAAGAGAGACAAAUAUCAGCUUACAGAUGGAAGACGAAUCCGGGAUUUAGAUAGGGUACUUAUGGGCUAUCAGACAUAUCCACAGGCCCUCACCUUUGUGUUUGAUGAUGUUCAGAACCAAGAUUUAAUGCAGAACCUAACGUUGGAUCACUUUGGGGAUGCUUUCAGUGCCCCAGAGGGCUACACUAAACAUGAAAGCAGUGGAAAUCUAGAAAUCCAAUGGUGCAUCUUCAUUCCAAGUGCAGAAAGCCGUGAAAAACUAAUUUCACUCCUUGCAAGACAGUGGGAGAUCUUGUGUGGCAGGGAAUUACCUUUGGAACUUACUGGGUAAUUCAUAAAGCUAAGUGACCUGGAUGUGGAUUCUGGAGUAAAUCACAGUAUUGGAGUAGGUAGAGGUAUGUGGCAUUUUCUCAGUGUAAAGAGCUAAACUGGAUUCCAUGGUUCUUGUGUGUAGUAAACAACUAGUACAGUAAAAACUUUUAUGUUAGCUGGGAAUUGAACUUUUUGUAAGAUCUAUUUUCAUGUAAUAGUAUAUGGAAAUAAUUUUCUUGAGGCAUCUUGGGAAACUGUAUAGGAAAAAAAGGAGUCAACAAUAGAUCUGCUGUUGUCUAGGGCUGUUGAUAUUUUCCCUUUUUUCUGUAUAUAUAAUUUUUGCUGUUAUACAAAUUAUAUUGUGUAAAUAAUAGUAAAUCCUUGUGUAUGUUGAAGUGCAAUGUUUAUUUGUACAGGAUAUAUUUUAUUGGGUAUGCUGCUAAAACAUUUAAUGACCUUUAAAAUGCUUCUAAUUUGUGGGGGUCAAAUUUGUUUGCUGCUAAUCGAUCUAGUAGCAAAAUUGAUUUUAAACAAUAGGCAAACAAAGUCUUUCCAUCUGAAAUCAUAAUUUCCAUGGACACAUUUUUUACAGCUGCGUAAAAUGUGAAAAAUCCUUGAAGAAAUCAGUUUAUCAUCAUGAAAAUGAAGUGUCCAGCAUGGUUAUACUAGCAUUUUGUCAACAAAUAAUGGUAAAAAUGUACAUCUGAACACCAUGUUGUUUGUUGCCUAUUUUCUCAAUAUAAGUAAAGUGUAAUUUGACAGGUU